Molecule: messenger RNA, 2320 nt
Organism: Corythoichthys intestinalis (scribbled pipefish)
Lineage: Eukaryota; Metazoa; Chordata; Actinopteri; Syngnathiformes; Syngnathidae
Gene: cxxc1a
Product: CXXC finger protein 1a
Exons: 14
Coding region: 165-1970 (601 amino acids)
Cellular component (GO): Set1C/COMPASS complex
Molecular function (GO): DNA binding; zinc ion binding
Source: RefSeq, a predicted model, not a curated record
ACUCAGCUAGGGCAGCAAAGGAAGGAAAAGAAGAAGAAAAGAGAUCGAAGAUGCUGUUGCUGUUGUGAUGGGUAAGAAGAGGAGGGGAGGAUGUAGUCUGACAAAGAGAAAGCAGUUGACGUGUUUGGGACAUAAAAAGACGUCCUUUGGAUUCCCUGCAAGUGAUGGCUGAUGAGACGUCGCAUCUUCAUGCUGGCGAGGACGAGGACAGAGGAGAUGCUCCCAUGGAAAAGCCAAGGGGGCCUGUCUAUUGUGUCUGUAGGAGACCUGAUAUCAACUGUUUCAUGAUAGGCUGUGAUGGCUGCGCCGAGUGGUUUCAUGGUAACUGUGUGGGCGUGUCAGAGAAGGCAGCCAAAGCCAUCCGGGUAUGGUUCUGUCCAUCCUGUCGAGAGGGGGAUCCAUCUCUGGAGAUUAAAUAUCGUCAGAAGAAGACAAAAGCGGUGGAGCUGGAGGAGGAUGGGAGCUCACCUCCACAUGCUAGAAGUGACAGCAGGCGCAGCUCACAGCAAAUCAAACGUUCUGCUCGCAUGUGCGGCGAGUGCGAGGCCUGUUUGAGGACGCAAGACUGUGCCACCUGUGAUUUUUGUAAAGACAUGAAGAAAUUUGGAGGACCCAACAAGAUACGUCAGAAGUGUCGACUGAGGCAAUGUCAGUUCCGUGCACGGAAAUGGCAUGUUCGUGGUGUGGAGCAGAAGAUGCUUCGCAACAAAGAAGAAGAAAUGAUUCGCCGUGGUGCGAAGGGACGUCGGGUCCUCCACAGGAACGACGGUGGGAAUCUUACAGACGAGGAAGAAGAGGAAGAAGUAUUCAGUGAAAGUGAGCUUGAGCUCUACCAGCAGUACAAAGCUGCUGGAUUCGACGACCUGCUAUGGCACAGUGAGCAGGAGGAAGAGGAAGAGGAGGAAUCGCUGAGAAAGAAGGCGGUGAAGGUGAAACACGUGAAGAGACGAGAGAAAAAGCCAGAGAAGAAGAAAUCACUCUCCACCCCCAAAGAGGAGGUGCGACGUCACAAGGCAAAGCAGCGACACAGGGGGCGCGUGCGGCAUAGUGAAAGAAGAGGAGGAGGAGGAGGUGAUGGAGGAGAAGCUGAGGCUAAGGAGCUCGGCAGCACUCUGCGCCAGUGUCUCGGACCCGGUUGCAUCCAAGCGGCCAGGACUUCCUCGAAAUACUGUUCUGACGACUGUGGGAUGAAGCUUGCAGCCAACCGCAUCUACGAGAUUGUCCCCCAGAGGAUCCAGCAGUGGCAGCAGAGCCCCUGUGUCGCUGAGGAGAUGGGGCGGAAGCAGCUGGAGCGAAUCAGAAAGGAGCAGCAGGCUACCAGGUUGCGCCUUACUCUGAUGGAGAAGCGCUUCCACGAGCUGGAAGACAUCAUCGCCAAUUCCAAACUUCACCAGGUUCAGCACGAUGAGGAGGCCAACGAAGGGGACGGCGACGACACGGACCUUCAAAUCUUCUGCGUGUCCUGCAGCCAUCCUGUCAACCCCAAGGUGGCACUGAGGCACAUGGAGAGGUGCUACGCCAAGUAUGAGAGUCAGACUUCCUUUGGAUCCAUGUACCCAACACGGAUCGAAGGAGCCACGCGCCUGUUUUGCGACGUCUACAACCCACAGAGCAAAACCUACUGCAAAAGGCUUCAGGUGUUGUGUCCGGAACAUUCCAGAGAUCCAAAGGUGGCGGCAGACGAGGUGUGCGGUUGCCCUCUGGUCAAAGAUGUCUUCGAGCCCACUGGCGAGUUCUGUCGGGUCUCAAAGAGGAAGUGCAACAAACAUUACUGCUGGGAAAAACUCCGCCGGGCUGAGGUGGACCUGGAAAGAGUCCGUGUGUGGUACAAACUGGACGAGUUAUUUGAGCAGGAGAGGAACCUGCGGGCGGCCAUGACCAACCGGGCAGGCUUGUUGGCGCUCAUGCUGCACCAAACCAUCCAACACGACCCGGUAACCACAGACCUUCGCUCUGUCAAAGACCGCUAGUAUGGCUUUUUCACCAUCACAAUCAUCAUCACAAAGACCUUCCAUCGGUUCAAUUUAAAGUCUUUCAAUAUGGCGUGGCAAUUUUUGUCUUAACAUUUUGUCAUUUUAUAUGAGUGUGAUAGCGCAUUGCUUUUUUAUUUUUGUACUUUCAUUUUAUUGUUUGUGUUUGUUGGUAAUAAGGAAAUGUGUGAUAAAUUUCAAUGGCAAGUUUAACAAGCGUAUAUAUUAGCGUUUGUGUCGUAAGCAUACUGUAACUUUAUGCAAAAUAUUACCAAUAAAAAGCUGGCAUUUCAAUAGAUUUAUUGGAUGUACAACUUCAUCAAGAUUAAAAUGUUUUUUAAUUCUCCUGA